AUGUUCAACGCAAUUCCUGUCAACCCACCAUUUAUGUAUCCACCAAAUCAAACGAGCAAUAUUUCACCUGGUCACAGUCUGCAAACCAGCCAAGCAACAGCAUAUUUACGUUACAACCAAUUACCUAACACCCAAACACCUAGCUGUCAUCCAAACAUGGAGUGCCUAUCUCCUGAGAAUAACCAACCCUGGCAAAAUGGAAAACCAUUUUAUGUUUGUCGAAUUCAUGGCAAUAUAUCUCGAUGCAAUGGCUGCCGAGGAAUCAUUGACAAGGAACCACCCCCUAAUGACCUUGUGAUAAUGCACGAGGAAUGCCAUUACUAUCCGCAUCCCACAACAAGGCAGAUGGUUUUGAGCAUGACGCCAAAGCCAGAAUACUACCAUUUCCAAUUACCAUGCCUGAGAUCAAAACAUCCGACAUUCUCUUUCAGAGAUCUAGUUCCAGGCUCUUCAGGACCACA
This is a messenger RNA of Paramuricea clavata, 461 nucleotides long. The record is from the annotation of a GenBank genome assembly. Lineage: Eukaryota; Metazoa; Cnidaria; Anthozoa; Malacalcyonacea; Plexauridae.